Messenger RNA from Ramularia collo-cygni, 696 nucleotides. RefSeq lists its product as uncharacterized. Bases 1 to 696 code for a protein of 231 amino acids. Lineage: Eukaryota; Fungi; Ascomycota; Dothideomycetes; Mycosphaerellales; Mycosphaerellaceae. The transcript has a single exon. The record is from RefSeq and is a predicted model, not a curated record.
AUGGCCGCCGCCAGUGAAUUCGAGAAUUCGUUCGCGUACAACGAAGGUUCCAGUCAGCUCGAGUGGGCUUGUCGGCAACUAUCAUGCUAUAUCUCUGAUGACUUUGAGACUAUCGAGACGAAGCUCCGUGAUACCAUUUCGGAAACCCUAGGAUAUUACGGGGAGGACUCAGAUACCGAGGAUGACGAAUUGCACGGUUGCUUUUUUGCUGCGCACGCCGGAGUGUUCACUGAUGAAAGAUCAGUCCUCCAAGUUGCCUUGCGGAAGAUCAUGAUUGAGUUGCAAAGUGCGAAACGGCAAGCGCAAUGGUGGAAAGCCACACACAUCGCCGAUGACAAGAGUCAUUCCGAUCGGAGGCUCACCAUUAGUGACACAGCGGCACCUACGAUCUCUAGCGCAAAGGUCGCUAAGGCACCAAGAAACUUCAGCCUGGAGGACCUGGACGACGCAAAGUUUCCUCGAAAGCUUGAAAGACUGAUGACUAAGAAGGGGCCAGAACAGAUUGCGAAGCUGGUCGCAAAGUUCGAGAUAGAGCGUGGCGAACAAAAGUGGAGGUUGCAGAACGCGUACAGGGAGAGAUUGAACAAGCAAAAGAGGAUACUCGAAGCGGAGUAUCAUCAAGGACUGACUGCGCAGACGCAGAGCCUGGAACGAGAGUUUCAAAAGAGACUGGCGGGCCUGAAAUGGAAGCGGUAG